Messenger RNA from Nipponia nippon (crested ibis), 1125 nucleotides. The record is from RefSeq and is a predicted model, not a curated record. Lineage: Eukaryota; Metazoa; Chordata; Aves; Pelecaniformes; Threskiornithidae.
AUGGAGCUGAGGAUCCCAGGUUUGGACCCCAAAGGUGGGCUGUCAAGAGAACGUCAGGCAGAAAGCAGUCCCCGACAAAGGAGGGAACUUCAUGCUCAUUUGAACGGCUGUAUCAGUUCUGCCACUAUGAAGAAACUUAUGGCCCAGAAGCCGUACCUUCAGAUCCAGAAUGGAAUGACUGUGAUUGACAAAGGAAAGAAGAGAACCUUAGAUGAAUGUUUUCAGAUGUUUCAGAUCAUCUAUCAGAUUACCACUAGGACUGAAGAUAUUUUACUGAUAACUAAAGAUGUUAUUAAAGAAUUUGCUGAUGAUGGUGUCAAGUAUCUGGAACUGAGGAGCACUCCUAGAGAAGAAAAGUCCACAGGUAUGACCAAAAGGAUGUAUGUUGAAACUGUACUUGAGGGUAUAAAGCAGUGUAAAGAAGAAGGCUUGGAUAUAGAUGUAAGAUUGUUAAUAGCCAUAAAUAGAAGAGGUGGCCCGGCAGUUGCGAAGCAGACUGUUAAACUUGCUGAAGAGUUCCUUCUUUCCACUGAUGGGGUUGUAGUAGGACUUGACCUCAGUGGUGAUCCCACCGCAGGACAUGGUCAAGACUUUUUGGAACCACUUUCAGAAGCAAAAAAAGCAGGUCUAAAGCUGGCGUUGCAUCUUUCAGAGAUUCCAAAUCAAGAAGAGGAGACCAAAAUUCUCCUGGGCCUGCCUCCUGACAGAAUUGGACAUGGAACAUUUCUCAACUCUGCAACAACAGGUUCAGAAGAGUUAGUGCCUCUUGUUCGACAGAAUCAUAUACCUAUUGAACUUUGCAUGACAUCAAACAUCAAAACUCAGACAGUGCCUUCCUGUGACAAACACCAUUUUGGAUACUGGUACAACAUGGGCCACCCGGCAGUGCUUUGUACUGAUGAUAAAGGCGUCUUUGCAACAGAUCUGUCGCAAGAAUACGAGCUGGUUGCAGAAACAUUUAAUCUGACUCGAUCACAGAUGUGGGAUCUUUCCUAUGAAUCAAUCAACUAUAUCUUUGCUUCAAGUGUAGUAAAAUCAAAGCUAAGGGAACAGUGGUGUAAACUGAAGCCAACUCUGUUUGAUUAAUCGAAGUGUUGUUCUAAAGAGCUCGGGUGUGUUAGCUUA